GACAUCUAUAUAGACACUACACCUUCAUAUCUUACUGGUUCGCCAAAACACAUGGUAUCGGCAUAGACACUUAUUUAUACGACAUCCAUACAUUCACUUCAGAGUUUACAACAGUUCCCCAACAAAAUGGCGGCGGUGCAACGCACAAUACAAGUCUUCCAGCGCAAUGCAAAGCUGCACAGCCUUACAACGGCCGUCCUCGCCGUCCGCCCGUUCGCCUCGUUGCAAGACGCCGACAAGGCUCUUUACAAGGCUGCACAGGAAGGCGACGAAGUCGUCGUUACGGAGGAGACAAUAUUCCACCCACAAGGCGGCGGCCAGCCGUCUGACGAGGGCACCAUCAAGAGCGAAGAUGGUUCGUCGCAAUUCGACGUCAAGCUCGUGCGCAUGAGCGCCACGGCAGAGGGAGAGGUUCUGCAUUUCGGCCGUUUCGGUGGAGCCGGUGCGCAUUUCAAGGCCGGUGACAGCGUCACGCAGACAAUCGACUCGGAGAAGAGGCUGCUCUACUCGCGCUACCACACGGCCGGCCAUGUCCUCGGGUCUGCGGUGCGGCACUGCGCGCAGGACUCGGUGCCUGGAUUCGACGAGCUUAACGCGGAUCAUGCGCCGGGCAUGGCGGCGUGUAAUUUUGCAGGCGUGCUCGAGGGCAAGUGGAAAGAGACUUUCCAGGCCAAGCUCGACGAGUACAUUGAGAAGGACAUGCCGGUCGAGAUUGAGUGGUGGGACGAGGGCGACUUCAAAUCCCACGGCCUCGAGCGGCUGAUCCCAGACAGGAAGGCGCUGGGCAUGACGGACACGGAGAAGUUUAGGAUAGUCACAAUCGUCGGGGCCGAGUCUUAUCCUUGUGGCGGAACACACGUCGAGUCGACGAAGCUCUGCGGCAAGACGACUGUGAGGAAAAUUGGCAGGUCCAAGGGGACUAGUAGAGUGAGCUAUGCUCUGGCUUAGGCUGGUAUCAUCAUAGAUUGUUUUCAGGACAGUUUUUUCAAAUGGUUUUUAUAGAAUUAUAGAUACAGAACCAAUAUCAUUCCAUCCCCUAUGGGAAGAAGAGCUCGCGACGUUGUCAUUACUCCCAUCUUGGCGGGCAGUUAUGAACCUUUCCAGCCUCUUUUGCCUCGCAAUAAGCAAACGUUGAGACAAACCUGGCAGCUCAACUAUAGGCGACCAUCCUCAAACAACGCUCAUAUGACUCCAUGGAGCGAAGAGGUAAAGAAACACCUUUCCCAAAACGGCAGAAUUGCCAUGUUCAUGGUAAUUUAAC
Molecule: messenger RNA, 1261 nt
Organism: Microdochium trichocladiopsis
Lineage: Eukaryota; Fungi; Ascomycota; Sordariomycetes; Xylariales; Microdochiaceae
Product: Threonyl/alanyl tRNA synthetase
Exons: 1
Coding region: 127-948 (273 amino acids)
Biological process (GO): regulation of translational fidelity; alanyl-tRNA aminoacylation
Molecular function (GO): Ser-tRNA(Ala) deacylase activity; nucleic acid binding; alanine-tRNA ligase activity
Source: RefSeq, a predicted model, not a curated record